Molecule: messenger RNA, 1128 nt
Organism: Magnolia sinica
Lineage: Eukaryota; Viridiplantae; Streptophyta; Magnoliopsida; Magnoliales; Magnoliaceae
Product: probable disease resistance protein At4g14610
Exons: 2
Coding region: 1-1128 (375 amino acids)
Biological process (GO): defense response to other organism
Molecular function (GO): ADP binding
Source: RefSeq, a predicted model, not a curated record
AUGGCAGCUUCUAGGGACGAUGAUGAUCGACGGCUCAAAGGAGGAGGAGAGGUUGUGAGCGCUUUGUCACAACGCAUGAGUCAACGGAUAUGGGAUUGUUUGAGAGAUGACAAUAUUUCAGUGUUCUCAGUUUGGGGAUGGCAGGGUGUGGGGAAGUCACGGAUCGUGAGACAGGUGGUCGCCGCAAUCGAGGAAUCCAGAGAAUCUAGCCAUCUGUUUGAUGUGAUCAUACGGGUAAGAGCGCCAGGGAUCGAGAGUCUUGGAGAGAAGAUGCCGUAUAUAAUCAAAGGGAAAAGGAAGCAUAGGCUUGACUAUUUUGGGUAUUACAUUGCUAGUGUGUUGGAUGCAAAGGGAAGAAGGAAUCGAUUAAUGGAGGUGCAGAUGGAAAUCAAGGAGGCAUUGGAUAUCCCAGAGUCCAUACAAUUCUCUACAGCUGCUAAGCGUAUCAAGGAUAAGUUAAGCGGCCAAAGGUUCCUCCUCAUCUUUGAAGAUGUUUGGGAAAGCUUUGACUUGAAAGAUAUUGGAGUUUCGGUUACCAGCAGCAGCAAAGUCGUCAUCACGACUCGAUCCCAUGAAAACGGAAGCUCCAUCGACCGAGAUUCCUUGAUAGAAGAGUAUUGGAGGUCGGAGGGCUUUUUAGAUGGAUUCUUCAAUGAGGAGGAGAAUAAAGAAGUGGCUUUCAAGAGACAGGGGAAUAUAUUGCUCAAAGAGUUCGCGGAGAGAUGCAUGGUUCUAUUGUCCCUGACGUCAUCAAACCCAAAUUACCUCUCUCUCUUUGUUAAGGAGACUGAAAAUCUAGAUUUAGCUGCGUGGGACAAUCAUCCUAAGGAAGCAGAAUUUAUGAACUGGGUACAAGAGCAAUUUACAAUGGAGGAAUCUUCAGGAGGACAAUAUCAUGUGGAUAUGAAUUCUCAUGUGAGGAAAGUUAUUGGUUCUCGAACGUUCCUAGUGAAAAACAACUUGGAUGCAGAAGAAGCAUGCCAAUGGAUCUCAUUAUCUCACAAUCAGGUACAAACAUUCCAAUUAAGCUCUCCAAACUGCCCUCUUCUCUCGACGUUAUUGCUUAAUGAUAAUGAUCGCUUGCAAGAAAUCCCAGACAGUUUUUUCAAGAACAUGACCAGACUCUGA